AUGACCACGACGAUUGAAUACAUCGCCGCUGGCGGCAAUCGACACCCUUCUGCCGCAGACUGGGCACCCUCACUCUUAGCAUUCGGAGCGGGUAAUAACAUCGCCUUGUGGAAUCCCGAAGACUCGCGACAAGCGGGAAUCAGUGCUCUCUUGGCAGGACAUACCGAUACAGUGAACGMUGUGAAGAUCUACGAUGAAGGUUCGAAGCGCACUUUGAUCAGCGGAAGCGCUGAUAAGACGAUUCGCAUUUGGUCUGCUUCGGGUGAAUGUAGUACGGGAUUCCAGGAGACUGCAAGCUUGCCCGGCCACACUGGAUCUGUCAACGCUCUAUCGAUCCUCGCAGAGGAGCAUUUGUUUGCUUCUGGCUCUGCAGAUGCGACUGUCAAAAUAUGGCAUUUCAAGGAUGGCAAUGCUGAGCUCGUGCAAACCAUUACAUUGAAGCCACGAUAUUACCCUCUGACUCUGGCUCUGACCUCUCUAUCCAAUGGCGAUACUGUCCUUGCAGUAGCCGGGACAACAAGCAGCAUUCAAAUAUACGUGCGUACAAAGUCAGGCCCUGAGUUCGAGCUGCAAGCUACUCUAUCUGGUCAUGAGGGUUGGGUUCGCUCCUUAGACUUCACCAAAGAGCGGAGCAGUCCAGAUAGCGAUAUUCUGUUGGCUUCAGCGAGUCAGGAUAGAUACGUUCGUUUAUGGCGAUUCCGACAAGACCAAUUAAAACCGACGCCGGAGCAACACAGUAACAGCGACUUAUUAGCUACAUUGGAGCCGAAAUCCCUGUCCAACAAAGCACAUCAAGUCGGGGGUUCGACGCAAAAGUACUCAAUCACGUUUGAGGCUCUGCUGAUCGGUCACGAAGACUGGAWUUACACUGCGCGGUGGGCCCCUCGAAGUGAGGAUAAUGUGGCACCCGCUUUACUUUCAGCAUCUGCGGACAACUCUCUGGCCAUAUGGAACGCUGACUCUGCUUCGGGACUGUGGGUAUGCAGCAGCAGACUUGGUGAGAUCAGUUCACAGAAAGGCUCGACCACCGCAACUGGAAGUACUGGUGGCUUCUGGAUCGGACUGUGGCAACCUGAAGGACGAUCCGUAGCCAGCCUUGGGCGGACGGGAAGCUGGCGACAAUGGACAUUCGAUCCUGCUCACGAUAUAUGGAAUCAGCAGAUCGGAAUCGGUGGGCACGUACAGGAAGUUCAGGGUGUUGCAUGGGCUCCCGAUGGAAGCUAUCUCCUCUCGACGGGAUCUGAUCAAACCACUCGACUGCUGGCUGAAUGGCGGCGAGAGGGACACUCUUCAUGGCAUGAAUUCUCACGUCCUCAAAUCCACGGCUAUGACCUCAACUGUGUCAGUCAUGUAACGGAGAAUCGUUUCAUAUCUGGAGCGGACGAGAAGUUGCUACGUGUAUUCGACAAGCCGCGAGCUGUGGACAACCUGUUGUCGAAACUUGGUGGUCUGGCAAGCUCUUCAUCCGAGGACCUUCCCGACGCUGCCAAUAUCCCUGUUUUGGGACUGUCAAACAAGGCUACGGUGGAGAUCCACGAUGACGAGCAGGUCAACGGCGAUGCGAGUGGACAGGUUGUCGAUGACCCAGCGUCAACCAACACAUCAACUCUGGAUCUUACCCACCCACCUUUGGAAGAGCACCUGGCUCGUUACACUCUUUGGCCAGAGCAUGAAAAGCUUUACGGCCACGGCUACGAGAUCUGCGCCGUAGCCACAAGCCACGAUGGCAGCUUGGUUGCAACUGCAUGUAAAGCGAGCUCAAUAGAUCACGCCGUAAUCCGACUAUACGAGACACGCGAAUGGCGAGAAGUAAAACCGUCCCUGACCGCUCAUAGUCUGACCGUCACCAGCCUCGCCUUCUCUCCCGACGACCGYUUCUUACUCAGUGUCGGUCGAGACAGACAAUGGGCCGUAUUCGAACGAUCAAACGAGGACGCCAACACCUACACUUCACACACAUCCAAUCCAAAGGGUCAUUCUAGGAUGAUCUUGGACUGCUCAUGGGCCCCCUCAUCCACAGGACAUGUAUUCGCUACAGCCGGUCGCGACAAGACUAUCAAGAUCUGGAGCCUAGUCGAUGGCAAAGUCGAGUGUAAGACUACCAUUUCUGCGACCGCUGCUGUUACCGCCGUGGCUUUUGGCCUUGAAGCAGAGGAUUCCAAGGUCACUCUUGCAUAUGGGAAUGAGGAUGGAGCGAUUGUGCUUGUGUCUCUCAACUUGCAGACAUUCGAGACGAUGGAGGUGCAGAAUAUCGACAGAGCGAUUGUUCCGUGCAAGACGGUAAAUGUUCUUCGUUGGAGACCAGGAAAGCGGCAACUUGCUUCUGCUAGCGAUGAUGGGUCUGUAAGGAUCUUCAAUGUCUCGUAG
Molecule: messenger RNA, 2367 nt
Organism: Ramularia collo-cygni
Lineage: Eukaryota; Fungi; Ascomycota; Dothideomycetes; Mycosphaerellales; Mycosphaerellaceae
Product: related to RNA polymerase II Elongator subunit
Exons: 1
Coding region: 1-2367 (788 amino acids)
Biological process (GO): tRNA wobble uridine modification
Cellular component (GO): elongator holoenzyme complex
Molecular function (GO): protein binding
Source: RefSeq, a predicted model, not a curated record